AUGGACAAAGUUCACGGCAACUGCAGCCCUAAAUUCCAGGGGGUUCGCUCACUCUUAGAGCGCUACGUUGAGAGCGGCGAGGAGCUUGGUGCUUCAAUCACUGUCAAUAUUGAUGGCAAAGAGGUGGUGGAUAUAUGGGGUGGCUAUAAAGACCCAAGCCGAACGCAACCGUGGGAGGAGAACAGUAUCGUCAACGUGUUUUCGUGCACAAAGACAGUCACUAGCCUCGCCAUCCUCAUUCUCGUUGAUCGAGGAUUGAUUGAUGUUGAUGAGCGAGUCUCACACUACUGGCCCGAAUUUGGACAGAAUGGCAAACAGGAUAUUCUUGUCCGACACAUGCUAUCUCACGCUUCUGGCCUUUCCGGUUGGGAAGAACCCUUGACAACGGAAGAUCUCUAUGAUGUGAAAAGAAGCACUGAGAUGCUGGCCCGUCAAGCUCCGUGGUGGGAACCUGGAUCGGCCUCUGGGUAUCAUGCUCUGUGCUUUGGCCAUCUACUUGGAGAGCUUGUCCGUCGUGUGUCUGGAAAGUCCUUGCGUGACUUUGUGGCAGCGGAAAUCUCAGAUCCUUUGGACGCUGACUUUCAGAUCGGUGCUUUGGAGGCAACCUGGGACAGAAUUGCCCCGAUUGUGCCUCCGGAAUUUUCAGGAAUCACUCCAGAAUUUGAGGCUGGAUCUGUUCAAGCAAAGACUUUGCUGAACCCACCUCUGGAUCCCAAUUCUGUUAACACUGAAGGCUGGAAAAAUGCAGACCUGGGUUCUGUGAACGGACACAGCAACGCUCGGGCGUUGACGCGCAUCCUCUCUGCUAUUUCUUUGGGAGGGUCGACUAGAGGCACACGCAUUCUGAAGGAAGAGACCAUUAAACUCAUUUUCAAAGAGUCACAGCCCGGGAAAGACUUGGUUCUUCAAAUGCCGAUCAAGUUUGGGAUCGGGUUUGGCUUGACGCCUUUUAUAGCACUUGACUGGCUUCCAGAGGGUAACGUCUGUUUUUGGGGCGGCUGGGGCGGUUCCUUUGUUGUUAUGGAUCUCGACAGAAAGAUGACCAUUUCUUACACUAUGAAUAAGAUGGGGAAUGGUCUUGUGAGUAGCGAUAGGGCUGACGCGUACGGCAAGGCUAUUUAUGCUGCACUCGAAAAUUAA
Messenger RNA from Fusarium sp. VM40, 1140 nucleotides. The record is from the annotation of a GenBank genome assembly. NCBI's taxonomy places the organism in Eukaryota, Fungi, Ascomycota, Sordariomycetes, Hypocreales, Nectriaceae.